AUGCCAUCCCACCACCAAUGGACACCAACCGCCGCACUCCACCCCCUCCUCAGCACAACGCUGGCCGCACUCUACGUAUCCUCGAUCCUCGCACACCCGCCACGCCACCGCCUCAGCGCCUUCAUCCUCCUCUGCGCGCCCGUUGGAUACGCGUUCGUGCACCACCUCGCGCUGACGCCGUGGUACGCGCUCAACGACACCUUCGGGCGCAUGCUGUACAUCUGGCUCGCGUACAUGAGCUACGCGUUUCUUCUCGUGCGCGUGCGUCCCGCGGUUGCGGACCGCAGCGCGUGGAGCGAGAGAAUGCGGUGCGCGGCGAAGGUGCUGUAUACACGGCAUCUGGGGGAGUACUGUACGGGACGCCGCGAGCCGCCUCACCACCUCACGCGCGCGCGUUUCGGCCUCCGCCACCUCGCGAAGGCGGUGCUGUUCCUCGCUGUUAAUACCGCGUACGACGCCUGCCUCAUACCACCUGCCCUGUACCCCCCAGCGUCAUUCGUGCGCCGCCUCCCGUCCUCACUCUCGGGCGACGAAUUGAGGCUGCGCGCCAUGAUGACGUGGGACGUCUGCGUCGCCGACAUGCUGUACUUCGAGACCGUGUACUCCCUAUUCGCGAUGCUCUGGGUGUGCGUGUUCCGCUUCGAUGAUGCCUCGGAGUGGUCGUUAUCGCUGUUUGGAAAGAUGGCGGACUGCUCCAGCGUGCGCGCGUACUGGGGAGCGUACUGGCACGAUUUCAUCAAUGCGAGCUUCACUGCGCACAUCAAGCUUGUCACGAGGCGCUGGUCGGGGCUGAGGAAGGGCGGUGGCAGGAGGUUGGUGGAGAAUGGUCUGGUGUUUGUGGUGAGUGGGUUGAUGCAUUCGCUCGUGCGGUGUGUGCAGACUGAUGGUAACGGAGAGAUUUGGACGGUGACCCUAUGGUACGGCGCUCAGAUGCUUCCUAUCGUUGUUGAAGGGGUGGUACAGCAUUUCUGGCUGAGCUCGACGUUGAGAAGGUGGUUACAUUUUCGUCUCGGGGAGGCGGUGAUGAUGAGAUUGGAGAGGGCAGUUGGGUAUGCAUGGGUGUUUUGCUGGAUGUUCUGGAGCGUGCCGAAGUAUCUGCUCACCAGGCAUGCGUGGGAACGGGAGAAUAUGCACAAGAGAUUUCCAGAGCUAUUUGCUAGUCCAAGGGAACGCGUGAAGAUUGAUCUGGGAGGAUUGGAGUAG
Molecule: messenger RNA, 1203 nt
Organism: Didymella exigua CBS 183.55
Lineage: Eukaryota; Fungi; Ascomycota; Dothideomycetes; Pleosporales; Didymellaceae
Exons: 2
Coding region: 1-1203 (400 amino acids)
Source: RefSeq, a predicted model, not a curated record